GACUUCCUAGGUGACUGCUAAGCAUUUUUCAUUUUCACCAUGGCCGUACAACUUCUUACCCAAGCCGACGGCUAUGGCAUCAUCGUGGGAUUAUCAAUCCUCUUCUGCCUCAUCAUCCUUGCCGCCGUUCGCAUCCAAAAAAGAUAUCUCUCGGAAGACAGCGAUCAAUCCGAAAUGUUCAUGGUAGCAAAUCGUUCUGUCGGCACCGGACUCACAGCUUCUGCCGUAUUCUCAAGCUGGUAAUUACAUACUUCACUGCCGAUUCCACCCCGAGAGAAUCCAAUAUUAACCAAACUUUAUACAUCUAGGAUGUGGAUCAACGAGAGUGUUUUCUCAGCUGCCUAUACGUAUAAAUGGGGAAUAGCCCUCCCCAUCUGGUGGGCCAGUGGUCUCUCGUUCCAAAUCGCACUCAUGGCUGUGCUGGGCAUUGUAGCGAAAUUGAGGGUUCCUUAUGCACACACUUCGCUUGAAUUUAUCAGGAUGAGAUAUGGAAAUUAUGCGCAUUGGAUUUUUAUUGUGCUGAAUCUUAUCAAUAAUAUUUUUGGGUGCGGGAGUAUGAUUCUUGCGGGAGCGCAGUUGGUUACUGGGAUGACGGGUAUGCAUGUCGUUGCUGCAUGUGUGUUGAUUCCAGCUGGUGUUGUCAUUUAUACGGCUGUGGGAGGGUUGAAAGCGACAUUCUUGACAGACUUUCUACAUACUACUGUUGCUCUGAUACUCUUGAUCUACUUCUCGCUUGCGGUUCUGAGCAAUGAGCACAUUGGGGGUGUAUCAGGUCUCUAUGAAAAAGUGAAGGCCACAGAUGACUAUAUCUCCGGAAACUAUGAAGGUUCACUUCUGACGAUGAAGUCCAAGAGCGCCGUCUUGUUUGGUCUCGUCCUAAAAUUCGGUAACCUUGCUCUUGUCCUCAUGGACACCGGAUUCUGGCAAAAAUCCUUCGCAUCCGAAGUCCACUCGACGGUUCCAGCGUACGAUCUUGUCUCAAUCGUCAUUAUCGCAAUUCCAUGGUGCACAGGAACCAUUAUUGGCCUUAGCGCUCGCGCAAUCGAAAAGACUCCCAUCUGGUUCGACUAUCCCAACACUCUAACUAUGACCCAAGUAAAUUCCGGGAUGGUGAUGCCAUACGUCCUUCGCUCCUUAUUGGGCAAAGGAGCAACCACAGGUCUACUUGUACUUGUAUUCAUGGCCAUCACAAGUACUGUUUCUUCAUCCAUGAUUGCAGUUAGUAGUAUCAUCUCUCUCGAUUUCUUCCGCACCUAUAUAAACCCCGCUGCCUCGGAUCGCAAAACAUUAAAAGUCAGUCAUUGGGGUGUCGUAUUCCAUGGUUGUUUCAUGGCUGGCUUUGCUAUUAUGCUCGAAUAUGCAGGAGCGACAAACAACUGGUCAACGUACUUCCGUCCCAUCAUUGCUUGCCCGGGUAUCCUUCCCAUGAUCUUCACGCUUCUUUGGUCGCGACAAACAAAGCUAGCAGCUAUACUAUCACCGAUUUUGGGUUUGAUGUCGGGUGUAGCUACUUGGCUCAGUCUCUCGUGGUAUUGGUCCGGCGCAUUGAACAUCCAAACGACGCAGGUGCAGAUCCCAGGGUUGUAUGGAGCUAUCGUCUCGUUUUUCUCGCCAGCGAUAUACUCGAUUGUGAUUUCGUUGAUUUGGCCGAGCAAAUUCGAUUGGCGCGAGUUCUUAAGAAUUGGACUGAUCGAGGAUAAAAGCCAAACAAAUAGCUCAUUGACAUCUACAAUCCCCAGUAGUGAAGGUGUCAACCAACUCACUCAUGCAGGAGAUGAAAAAAAGACAGAAUCUUACACCACCAGCGGAGAUGAAGCCGGUCCUCCCUCUCCUCCUUCUAUAACACCAAACUCCCAACUUCCCCUUGACGAUGUGGUCCACCCAUUCGGAGACGAAACAAUUAAACACAUUAAUAAAUGGCUGAAAAUAGCUAGUGUAUUCUUUGUGGUCAAUGUUUUGGUCACGAUUGUUUUGUGGCCGAUACCACUCUACCGCGAUUGGAUCUUUACGAAGAGUUUCUUCAGCGGAUGGAUUGUGAUGGCGAUUAUAUGGCAUUUCUUUGCUAUUUUGGCGGUGGUGAUUUACCCAGUUUGGGAUGGGAGACUUGAGAUUGUGACGGUGUUGAAGGGCAUGAAGGGGGAGUGGAAAAGAUAAGAAUAGUGGAGGGUAGAUGCGUGGAUGGGGAUGGUUGAUACCUGGAUCUUGAAUGAUAUUUACGAGGUUUUUGUUGUUAUGAAUUGGACAAAGCAUAGAACUAGGUUUUGAAUUAUUUCGAUUAAUACUACAUAGUGUGUUUCUAGGCACUCGUCACUUUCAUCUGUGCAGUCAAUAUAACUUUUGAUAACGUUAUACUUCA
This is a messenger RNA of Botrytis cinerea B05.10, 2356 nucleotides long. RefSeq lists its product as hypothetical. Gene Ontology annotation, cellular component: plasma membrane. The transcript has 3 exons. Gene Ontology annotation, molecular function: urea transmembrane transporter activity. The record is from RefSeq and is a predicted model, not a curated record. Lineage: Eukaryota; Fungi; Ascomycota; Leotiomycetes; Helotiales; Sclerotiniaceae. Bases 310 to 2154 code for a protein of 614 amino acids. Gene Ontology annotation, biological process: urea transmembrane transport.